Molecule: messenger RNA, 528 nt
Organism: Peniophora sp. CBMAI 1063
Lineage: Eukaryota; Fungi; Basidiomycota; Agaricomycetes; Russulales; Peniophoraceae
Source: the annotation of a GenBank genome assembly
AUGGCGUACCAGUUCUCGAGGAAGGGGUGCUUCAAGUGCGGAAACUUGGGCCAUAUCGCGGAGAGUUGCACCUCGCAGGAGAGGCUCUGUUACAACUGCCGCCAGCCUGGCCAUGAGUCGGCGGCGUGUCCUCAGCCGCGUACUGUCGCGACUAAGCAGUGCUACUCCUGCGGCGGAGUGGGCCAUAUCCAGGCCGAGUGCCCCAGCCUCCGCCUUGCUGGUGGUAACCAGAAGUGCUACAACUGCGGCCGGUUUGGCCAUAUUGCGCGCCAGUGCCCCAACGCUGCCGGCGCUGGGGGCUUUGCUUCGCGCGCCCCGCCUCCUGGCCGCGGGCUUGACCGCGCUGCCCUUCCGCCCGUGAAGUGCUACCGCUGCGGUGGACCGAACCAUAUGGCUCGUGAUUGCUUGGCUGCGCCCGGUGCCGCCGAAGGAGGUGCCCCGGUUCACCGUGCCAAGACAUGCUACAAGUGCCAGCAGGAGGGCCACAUCGCGCGCGACUGCCCCGAGAACGCCGAAUACGCUGCUUGA